Molecule: messenger RNA, 606 nt
Organism: Salvia miltiorrhiza (redroot sage)
Lineage: Eukaryota; Viridiplantae; Streptophyta; Magnoliopsida; Lamiales; Lamiaceae
Exons: 1
Coding region: 1-606 (201 amino acids)
Source: RefSeq, a predicted model, not a curated record
AUGAACGCCCAAGUCAUUCGUAAAUCAGUUAUCAAAUUUGUUGAAAGUGUCAUUUCCAAUUUCGGAGCUGAGUACCUCCGAAAGCCCACUGAAGAAGAUAUAGCAGCUCUUCUUCAUAUCGGAGAACGGCGAGGGUUCCCAGGCAUGAUGGGUAGUAUUGAUUGUAUGCAUUGGGAAUGGAAAAAUGGCCCUACGGCAUGGGCAUGGCAAUAUGCAGGACGAAGCGGUACGCCAACAAUUAUUCUGGAAGCAGUUGCAUCACAAGACCUAUGGAUCUGGCAUGCAUUUUUUGGAACCCCAGGUUCAAGACAUGAUAUCAAUGUACUUGAUCGAUCGCCUAUUUUUGAUGAUAUCUUGGAAGGUCGAGCACCUAAGGUCAAUUAUAUCGUUAAUGGCCGCGAAAGAAAUAUAGGAUAUUAUCUCACUGAUGGUAUAUAUCCUCAAUGGGCGGCAUUUACCAAAUCUAUUCCUGCUCCACAACUUCGAAAGCACCAGUUGUUUGCCCAACAUCAAGAGGCUGCCCGAAAAGAUGUUGAGCGAGCAUUUUGGAGUUUUACAAGCGCGUUUUGCUUUUAUCAAGCGGCUAUGACUUAUUUGGGAUCGUGA